Messenger RNA from Chlamydomonas reinhardtii, 1640 nucleotides. RefSeq lists its product as uncharacterized. Gene Ontology annotation, cellular component: ubiquitin ligase complex. Gene Ontology annotation, biological process: protein neddylation; positive regulation of ubiquitin-protein transferase activity. The transcript has 8 exons. The record is from RefSeq and is a predicted model, not a curated record. Lineage: Eukaryota; Viridiplantae; Chlorophyta; Chlorophyceae; Chlamydomonadales; Chlamydomonadaceae. Bases 143 to 928 code for a protein of 261 amino acids. Gene Ontology annotation, molecular function: ubiquitin-like protein binding; ubiquitin conjugating enzyme binding; cullin family protein binding.
UUCAUGCGUAUAGUGCACAAACGAGUACUGACCUUAGACUUUUGCUGACACCAGGGCACAUAAGGCGCUGUAUUUCGCCGUUCAACAGUCCAAAGAGCUCGCAUCCAAUUCUAGACGCCUGUAGUAUCAAGAAGAAAAUACAAUGGAUGCUCUUAUGAACCGCCUUACAAAGCCACAAAAGGAUAAGAUCACACAAUUUCGAAGUAUAACUGGAGCAAGCGAGAAGGUCGCGACGGAAUGCCUAAAGAACGCCGGGUGGGGUGUGGAGGCGGCCAUCGACCACUUCUACUCGUCAGGGCUUGCGGCACAGGCGACGACGGCGUCAGGAGGCCUGGACCUGCGGGCGGUGGAGGGUCUGUACCAGCGCUACAAGGAGCCGGGCGAGGACUACAUCGGCGUGGACGGCGUGCAAAAGUUCUGUGAGGAGCUGGAGGUGGACCCCACAGACAUCGUGGUGCUGGUGGUCAGCCACUACAUGAACGCGGCGGUUAUGUGCGAAUAUAGCAAGGACGAGUUUACGUCGGGGCUGGUGAAGCUGGGGGUGGACAGCAUCGACAAGCUCAAGCGAAAGCUGCCAGACCUGCGCGCUGAGCUCAAGAACGACAGCAAGUUUCGGGAGGUGUACUCUUUCGCCUACAACUUCUCGCGAGAGAAGGGGCAGAAGUGCGUGCAGCUGGACACAGCCAUCGGCAUGUGGCAGCUGCUGUUCGCGGUGCCGGAGCAGCGCUGGCCGCUCAUCGAUGACUGGUGCGAGUUCCUGACGCAGCACCACAACAACCGCGCCAUCAGCAAGGACACGUGGCAGCAGCUCUACGAUUUCAUAAAGACGGUCAAGCCCGACUUCUCCAACUUUGACGAGAACAGCGCCUGGCCCUACCUGCUGGACGAGUUCGUGGACCACAUCAAGACCAAGCGCGGCGGGCAAUGAUGACGCCAGCGCGGCGGGUUGCAGGACACACGGGCUUGGGGUGGGGUGGGAAUGGGGGGGUGUAGUGGUGUACAGGGAAUGGGCAAGGGAUUAGGCAGCGAGUGACGCGUGUAACGUGGCGGCUUGAUUUGGGGGCUAAGAACGAGGCGGCUGCAAGUGCCUAGUGUUUGGGUGUAAUCAUGGAUGUGUACAACAGGAAAGUCCGAUGGGUCAUCGAAUGUGGAGCUACGGGACGAAGAAUGGUGAGGGCUCGAAGUUCCAGUGUUAGCGGAGCAAGGGGAGGCACACUCCUCUUGGCCACCUUCCCAACUACUACCACGAAUGUGAGAGUGCAAAGGUUUGGGGCGUCUGAACUACAUACGAUUUGGACACUCCGCCAUCCAACCGGGUGUGAGUACUGAUACCUUGUGCUGCAGUCACCAUUUCAUUGGCUAGACCAGGCCCUAGGCCGCUCCGUACGUCCUUCACAGAGCGGUGCACGCAGAAACACCGUUAGGCAGCUGAUGUGCGCCGAGCUGACCUUGAAGAGGGUUGGAGCGGCGGAGCGUUUGGUGUGGUGUGGGCGGUGCGGCGGCGGAGUGACACUCAAGGGUAGGCACGAUGGUGUUGCAGCGACGCUGCACGUGCGGCGCGUGGGUAUGCAGGCUGGGACACAGCGCAUGCCGUCGCAAAUCGCGACAGCCUGGAGCUUUUUUAAGAUACAGUGAGAAUA